Molecule: messenger RNA, 205 nt
Organism: Entamoeba invadens IP1
Lineage: Eukaryota; Evosea; Mastigamoebida; Endamoebidae
Product: leucine rich repeat containing protein BspA family protein
Exons: 1
Source: RefSeq, a predicted model, not a curated record
AUGAUAGUUUCAAAAUAUUUUUUAACUUUGGAAGAUUAUAUAAGACUUGAACGUGUUUGUAAAAAGUUCGAGAAUACAAUCGCCAAAUUUCAUUACAACCCAAUUCCUCUGACUCAAAUUACCAUUAACUAUUUUUCACAUCUUGAGACACUUAUUCUUUAUAACACUUCUGAUCAUUUUUACUCGCAAAUUACAUCAGAGAAUU